Molecule: messenger RNA, 1364 nt
Organism: Camponotus floridanus (Florida carpenter ant)
Lineage: Eukaryota; Metazoa; Arthropoda; Insecta; Hymenoptera; Formicidae
Product: putative odorant receptor 71a
Exons: 5
Coding region: 11-1153 (380 amino acids)
Biological process (GO): sensory perception of smell; detection of chemical stimulus involved in sensory perception of smell
Cellular component (GO): plasma membrane
Molecular function (GO): olfactory receptor activity; odorant binding
Source: RefSeq, a predicted model, not a curated record
UAUCUCCACAAUGGCAAUUGAACAAUGGAAGGAGGAUAUUGCAUACGCAAUGACGCCUGUUAAAUUGUUUACAUGGCCUAUUGGCGUAUGGCCACUUCAAGUUUAUAACAUAUAUUCCUUGUUACGUUGUAUUGUUAGCACUUGUUUCGCGAGCCUAGUUGUGAUCUUGCCGGCUAUGGAGAUAUGUAUGGGCUGCACUGACGUAACGCAAAGCAUAGAUUGUCUGAUGGUAAUCUGUUGCGGAUUGCUCGGUGUACUAAAGUUGAUAUGGUUCCGCAUUUAUGCAAAUAGUUUAAUUGUCAAUUACAACUCUGCUUUAAAUGAUUAUCUAACGAUUGACGACACAAACGAGCGCAAGAUUAUGCGAAAACAUGCUUUUAUGGGAAGGAUUCUUUGCUCUUGCUUAAUGAGUCUUGCUUAUUUACCUAAUCUAGUAGCUGGAAUAGCUCCCAUUUUAGUUUAUGAUAAUCAGAUUAAUAUAACAAACGAAAGUAUAGCACUAGAUUAUGCUAUGCCAUCAAAAUGCGCUCUGGAAUUUUUUCAUUUUCCAGCGAGUAUGUUUAAAAUCUCCUGUCUACUCGAAAUUGUUGUAAUGCUGACGGGGGCUACAGCUAAUAUUGGUAACGACGUAUUGUUUCUCACCAUUACAUUGCAUGUUUGCGGUCAAGUAAACAUUUUGAGGAGCCAUUUCAUCAACUUCGAUGUUACAAGUCCGCGAAUAUUCGAUCGUUUCAGUGCGUUAAUUCAAAGACAUCAAGAACUGAUAAGGCUGGCCAGAGAACUUUCCGAUCUGAUGAGUUUUGUAUUGCUAAUAGAACUAUUCCUCAUCAGCAUAUUAUUAUGUAUAAUGGGAUUUCAGUUUAUCUUCGCAUUGAAAGUCAAAAAUAUCGCAAUGGUAGGAAAGAGUUUAAUAGCACUGAGUCUCUUUUUGUCACAACUAUCGCUGUAUAGUUUUAUCGGGAAUUAUCUGAAAACUGAAAUGGAAGAAAUAGGAUUCUCUAUUUAUCAAAGUGCUUGGUACAGUUUUCCUAAAAAAUUAGCAAGAAACGUAAUCUUUAUUCUUAUGCAAACAAAAUCUCCAGUCGCGUUACAGGCUGGAAAUUUUAUCGCAGUUAAUUUGUCAACUUAUAUUGAAUUAAUAUUACUUAGCUGAAACAAUCGAGAAAUCGAGAUGAUAAAUACAAUACAGUCGAUGCGUACAUAGUGCGAACGAAACAUGCAUAGUUAUCUUUAACACUUCACAGAAUAAAAGAAAAAGUUUUUUAUCGAAUGACGACUUAGAAAGCAUAGUCAUGUGUGUUCUUAUUUCAGCAAUACAAUUUUACGUAAAAGCAUAAUACUCUAUAUUUUGUUGUAAUGCGUUA